This is a messenger RNA of Fukomys damarensis (Damara mole-rat), 1424 nucleotides long. It is a transcript of the gene Psmc6, whose product is annotated as proteasome 26S subunit, ATPase 6. Gene Ontology annotation, molecular function: ATP binding; ATP hydrolysis activity; proteasome-activating activity. Bases 65 to 1294 code for a protein of 409 amino acids. Lineage: Eukaryota; Metazoa; Chordata; Mammalia; Rodentia; Bathyergidae. The record is from RefSeq and is a predicted model, not a curated record. Gene Ontology annotation, cellular component: proteasome regulatory particle, base subcomplex; cytosolic proteasome complex. Gene Ontology annotation, biological process: positive regulation of RNA polymerase II transcription preinitiation complex assembly. The transcript is spliced from 14 exons.
CCCGCCUCCUCAGGCCGGCUCUCCCCUGCUUCGCCCCGCCUUUUGCCCCCCCGCCCUGGCGGCCAUGGCCAUUCCCGGCAUCCCCUAUGAGCGACGGCUUCUCAUCAUGGCGGACCCUAGAGAUAAGGCGCUUCAGGACUACCGCAAGAAGCUGCUGGAGCACAAGGAGAUCGACGGCCGUCUGAAGGAGUUAAGGGAACAAUUAAAAGAACUUACCAAGCAGUAUGAAAAGUCUGAAAAUGAUCUGAAGGCCCUACAAAGUGUUGGGCAGAUUGUGGGUGAAGUGCUUAAACAAUUAACUGAAGAAAAAUUCAUUGUUAAAGCUACAAAUGGACCAAGAUAUGUUGUGGGUUGUCGUCGACAGCUUGACAAAAGUAAGCUAAAGCCAGGAACAAGAGUUGCUUUGGAUAUGACUACACUAACUAUCAUGAGAUAUUUGCCAAGAGAGGUGGAUCCAUUAGUUUACAACAUGUCUCAUGAGGACCCUGGGAAUGUUUCUUAUUCUGAAAUUGGAGGGCUAUCAGAACAGAUUCGGGAAUUAAGAGAGGUUAUAGAAUUACCUCUCACAAACCCAGAAUUGUUCCAGCGUGUAGGAAUAAUACCCCCAAAAGGCUGUUUGUUAUAUGGACCACCAGGACUUUCAUCAUUCCUAGGCACAGGGAAAACACUCUUGGCACGAGCUGUUGCUAGCCAGCUGGACUGCAAUUUCUUAAAGGUUGUAUCUAGUUCUAUUGUAGACAAGUACAUUGGUGAAAGUGCUCGUUUGAUUAGAGAAAUGUUUAAUUAUGCGAGGGACCAUCAGCCAUGCAUCAUUUUUAUGGAUGAAAUAGAUGCUAUUGGUGGUCGUCGGUUUUCUGAGGGUACUUCAGCUGACAGAGAGAUUCAGAGAACUUUAAUGGAGUUACUGAAUCAGAUGGAUGGAUUUGAUACUCUGCAUAGAGUUAAAAUGAUCAUGGCUACAAACAGACCAGAUACACUGGACCCUGCAUUGCUACGUCCAGGAAGAUUAGAUAGAAAAAUACAUAUUGAUUUACCAAAUGAACAAGCAAGAUUAGAUAUAUUGAAAAUCCAUGCAGGUCCCAUUACAAAGCAUGGUGAAAUAGAUUAUGAAGCAAUUGUGAAACUUUCAGAUGGCUUUAAUGGAGCAGACCUGAGAAAUGUUUGUACUGAAGCAGGUAUGUUUGCAAUUCGUGCUGAUCAUGAUUUUGUAGUUCAGGAAGACUUCAUGAAAGCAGUCAGAAAAGUGGCUGAUUCUAAGAAGCUAGAGUCAAAAUUGGACUAUAAACCUGUUUAAUUUACUAUAAGGUUUUUGAUGGCUGCAUGACAGAUACUGACUUAAUGUAAAAAUGAAGUUAAGGGAAAUAAUGUGUGUAUUGGCAAUGAUCUCAAAAGUGUAUAAAUAAAAUGUAUGUGAAUAACAAAAA